UACAUUUUGUAUUAAUUUAACUGUAUGUCAUCAGUGAUUUAUGGUAGUUACUUAAAACUAUACCAUAGGAUAGCAACACCGGGUUAUAAGCAGAUAAUUUAAUGAAUGUUAUUCACUUUCUUUGCUUAUAGAAAAAGAACAAGAUCACAGCCACACGCCGGCUUCUCCUAAAAGGCAAGCUGCUGAAGAAGGCAGCGUCUAUGCUUAUCGCAGAGAAAGAGCAGAGCAAGCGGGAGAGAGAGAGUGCCCUGAAUGAGAGAUUACCUCCACUUAAAGUCUCUGGACUGUCUUCACAAGACCUGCAGGAGCUCUGCAAAGAACUCCAUCGCAAGAUAGACACCGUGGAUGAUGCACGAUAUGACCUUGAAGUUAAAGCAUCCAAAAAUGAAAAGGAGAUCCAAUCGCUAACACAGAAGAUUUGUGAGAUAAAGGGCACUAUGAACAGAACCAAACUGAAGAGGGUAAAGAAAUCUGCUGAUGAUGUCCUGGGUGCCCUGACUGAAUCCAAAAUGUCAUCGAAGGCAGAUUUUAAAGCCAACCUGAAGACAGUCAAAAAAGAGGAGGAAAAGAAAGAGGAGGUGACUGACUGGCGUAAGAACGUGGAGGCCAUGUCUGGAAUGGAAGGCAGGAAGAAGAUUUUUAAUGCUGGUCAAUAAUUUUUUUUUAUAGAUACAGAAGGGUCCUCUGUAAACGAAUUAGAAUAGCUGAGUGGUUCAUUUUGUGCAAUAUUGUCUCACAAUUAAGCAACAUUCACUGCAGUUUUAUACCAAAUUGAUGUCAUACUGAAGAACAAGGUGGUCCCCGAUGAGAAGACAUCUUUAUGGAAACUGAAGGAAAUCAGUGGAAAUCUGUGCAUAUUCUAUUUUAUUGUAUAGUUCUUUGUGAUCUGUGACUUUUCAUAUGUUUUUUAUUGUAAUAGAUGUUGGCCGUUGUUUCAAACUGAUUUUUGUCAGCAUAAAUAUAUCCUAUAUACAUUUA
Molecule: messenger RNA, 978 nt
Organism: Clarias gariepinus (North African catfish)
Lineage: Eukaryota; Metazoa; Chordata; Actinopteri; Siluriformes; Clariidae
Product: troponin I, slow skeletal muscle-like
Exons: 5
Coding region: 201-656 (151 amino acids)
Biological process (GO): muscle contraction
Cellular component (GO): troponin complex
Source: RefSeq, a predicted model, not a curated record